This is a messenger RNA of Trifolium pratense (red clover), 1337 nucleotides long. RefSeq names its product ADP-ribosylation factor GTPase-activating protein AGD12-like. Bases 149 to 1141 code for a protein of 330 amino acids. NCBI's taxonomy places the organism in Eukaryota, Viridiplantae, Streptophyta, Magnoliopsida, Fabales, Fabaceae. The transcript has 9 exons. Gene Ontology annotation, molecular function: GTPase activator activity; phospholipid binding. The record is from RefSeq and is a predicted model, not a curated record.
AAGGUCGGGUGGAAGAGAAAGGAAGAGAAAGUGUGUAUUUCUCCACCUUCUCUUCCAUCCGACCUUAUGCGGAUUUCAUCAAUUCCAUAUUUUUGAAUUCAUUCAUUCACCGGUAAAUUAACUUGAACGCUGUUAUUGGGUGUUAAGGAUGGCAAUGAAUAAUAGACGGAUGGAAUUUGGGAGGCCUGUCUCAGGUAAAAGAAGAUUGAAGGAUUUAAUGCUUCAAAAAGAUAACCGCUUAUGUGCUGAUUGUGGUGCUCGAGAUCCUAAAUGGGCGUCAGCCAACAUUGGAGUUUUUGUAUGCUUAAAAUGUUGCACUGUGCACAGAAGUCUCGGUACUCAAAUAUCAAAGAUUUUGUCAGUGACAUUGGACGAAUGGUCAAAUGAUGAAAUAGAUGCAAUGAUAGAAGUUGGCGGAAAUGCUUCUGCUAAUUCAAUUUAUGAGGCUUAUAUUCCAGAAGGAUAUACAAAACCUGGACCAGAUGCUAGUCACGAGCAACGUGAAAAUUUCAUCAGGUCAAAGUAUGAGCGUCAAGAAUUUUUGAAACAUAGUUUGCGCAUUGUAUCAACAAAAAGUAGUGAUCGUCGAGAAAGUUUCUCCAAAAGGCUUAUGGAUAGCUUUCGAUCUACCAGUUGUUCAAAGAAUAUGGACGGAACGGUGGAAUUUAUUGGAACGUUGAAAGUGAAAGUAGUUCAAGGCACAAAUUUAGCAAUCAGAGAUAUGAUGACAAGCGACCCGUAUGUUGUUUUGAAGCUUGGCGAACAGACUGUUCAGACAACUGUAAUAAAGAGUAAUUUGAAUCCAAUUUGGAAUGAAGAACUUACGUUGUCAGUUCCUCAACAAUAUGGAACAAUAAGUUUGAAGGUAUUUGAUCAAGACUUGUUUUCAGCUGAUGAUAUAAUGGGAGAAGCAGAUAUUGAUCUUCAACCUUUGAUAACAUCUGCAAUGGCAUUUGGUGGUGCUGGAAUGUAUGAUGAUAUGAAAAUAGGAAAAUGGCUGAAAUCCAAUGACAAUGCACUUAUAGAAGAUAGCAUAGUCAAUAUCAUUGAUGGUAAGGUUAGACAAGAGAUUGGAAUCAAGCUCCAAAAUGUCGAAUGUGGAGAAAUAUACUUAGAACUUGAAUGGAAUCCUAAUCAAUAGGUGCAUUGCUAUUGCUAUACAUUUUCUUAGUUUUGGCCCAUCAUCCUAUAUUCCAAUCAAAAAGUAAAUUUUGUUGGUCCUUUCCAAUAAUUAAAUUAUUUUACAAAAUUUGGGUAAAUUUUAUAGAUAAAGAAGAAUGAGUGAUCAUGUAAUUUUGAUCCAUUUAAUCAUCAUAGAUUACUUCUGUGUAUGUUAA